AUGCUCCAUUCUCGGCUUCGACCCCUCCAGCGCCGUCACGCACCCCUCCAUCCUACAUCAUCUCCUUCAGCUUCUGCACCAGGCCCCAAAUUUCAAGAUGAAGACGACGUAGACUGCGAAGAAUCACCCGAUGACAUCUUUAGUGCCUUCCUCCCUCACUUAUUGCCUGAAGAUGCGCCCUCGUUUCACGGCGACCCCGGGCAACACCUGCUCUACUCGUCCCCGCGCUAUGGAGACCUAGAAAUCAUGGUUCCUUCGUACCCGAGCCUCAGUGAGAAACGGAGCGAAGAGAAUGCGGCCGGCCUAUCGCAAGAAGGCAAGGUGAAUCAGGUUGAGGAAGGGAGAAAGCUGUUUGCCCACAUCCUCUGGAGUGCAGCCAUGGUUGUCGCGGAGGGGGUGGAGAACGCGGAUGUCCGAUCUGAGGAUGCAGACACCGAUACAGCAAUGUGGAAGGCCAAAGGAGAAAGUGUUCUGGAGUUAGGUGCCGGCGCCGCACUCCCCUCGCUGGUUUGUGCGCUCGCUCAAGCAUCAAAAGUCACCGUGACCGACCAUCCGUCAUCCCCAGCAUUCUCAGGCGCCAUCCAAUUCAAUAUGAGUCACAACAUCCCCAAGACCAGUACGACCAAUGUUUCCAUUCAACCGCACGCAUGGGGCGUUCUCGACGACUCUUUUGCCCUUCGGAACAAGGGUGCCUUCACUCGUAUCAUCGCCGCGGACUGCUACUGGAUGCGAUCUCAGCAUGAGAAUCUCGUGCGGACCAUGCUAUGGUUCUUGGCCCCUGGAGGUCGGAUCUGGGUCGUUGCUGGGUUCCACACAGGUCGUGCAAUUGUUGCCGGUUUCUUCGAGACCGCAGUGCAGAAUGGUUUAGAGAUUGAAAGGAUCCAUGAGCGGGAUCUAAACUCGGCAACAGCAGAAGGCAAAGAGGUCCGCAGAGAUUGGGUGCCUGUGAGAGAGGGCGAGGGACCGGAGAACAGGAAGAGGUGGUGUGUUGUUGCCUCCCUGAAAAGGGCCCAGGAGUCAUAA
This is a messenger RNA of Aspergillus thermomutatus, 1023 nucleotides long. Its product is annotated as putative nicotinamide N-methyltransferase. Gene Ontology annotation, biological process: peptidyl-lysine dimethylation. The record is from RefSeq and is a predicted model, not a curated record. Bases 1 to 1023 code for a protein of 340 amino acids. The transcript has 2 exons. Gene Ontology annotation, molecular function: protein-lysine N-methyltransferase activity. Lineage: Eukaryota; Fungi; Ascomycota; Eurotiomycetes; Eurotiales; Aspergillaceae.